GGCUAGGAAGGGCAGGCCUUAGCUAGAACUGAUCCGAGGGGGUUCGGGGUUCAUGGCUCAGUGAAAGGACAAGACUGAGGGAAAGAAGAGUCGUGGAAAGGGGGCGGAUCUGGUGGCACGGGCGGCACCCGGCGAACCGCAUCAGGGCCGAAAUCUCCCCCACCAUGACCUCCACUGGCCCGGAGUCCACCACAGCCAGGUCCCGAAGGAGUAGGCACAACCCCCAGUCGUCCCCUCAGGACUCCAGCGGCACCCCGAAACGAAGUGUUAAGAAGGGCGCUUUACCUCGCUGCAGUCCCAACCUGACAGAGAUAAAGAAGAAAGGCAAAAUGAAGAAGCUCAGCCAAGCAGCCGAAGAAUACCUAAUCACGGGGCUGCAAGAGCUGGAUCUGGACUCUGAGGCCAAGACGCCGGUUGGCACUGGUUUGGUGUUCGAUGAUCAGCUCAAUGAAUUCCACUGCCUCUGGGAUGACAGUUUCCCAGAAGGUCCUGAGCGGCUCCAUGCCAUCAAGGAGCAACUGAUACAGGAGGGCAUCCUGGAUCGCUGUGUAUCCUUUCACGCGCGGUUUGCAGAAAAGGAGGAGCUGAUGUUGGUUCACAGCCUAGAAUACAUUGAUCUGAUGGAGUCAACUCAGUACAUGAAAGAAGGGGAACUCCGUGUCCUAGCAGACACCUAUGACUCAGUUUAUCUGCAUCCGAACUCAUACUCCUGUGCCUGCCUGGCUUCAGGUUCCGUCCUCAGGCUGGUGGAUGCAAUCCUGGGGGCUGAGAUCCGCAAUGGCAUGGCCAUCAUCAGGCCUCCUGGACACCACGCCCAGCACAGUCUUAUGGAUGGGUAUUGCAUGUUCAAUCACGUGGCUGUGGCUGCUCGUUAUGCUCAACAGAAGCAUGGCAUACAGAGGGUCCUUAUUGUUGACUGGGAUAUACACCACGGUCAAGGAACACAGUUCAUGUUUGACCAGGACCCCAGUGUUUUAUAUUUCUCCAUCCACCGCUAUGAGCAAGGUCGAUUCUGGCCCCAUCUUCCAGCCUCUAACUGGUCCACCACAGGUUUCGGCCAAGGUCAAGGAUAUACCAUCAAUGUGCCUUGGAACCAGGUGGGGAUGCGGGAUGCUGACUACAUUGCUGCGUUCCUGCACAUCCUGCUGCCAGUCGCCUUUGAGUUCCAACCUCAGCUGGUCCUUGUGGCUGCUGGAUUUGAUGCUCUCCAAGGGGACCCCAAGGGCGAGAUGGCUGCCACUCCAGCUGGGUUCGCCCAGCUAACCCACCUGCUCAUGGGUCUGGCAGGAGGCAAGCUGAUCCUGUCUCUGGAGGGUGGCUACAACCUCCGUUCCCUGGCUGAGGGUGUCAGUGCCUCGCUCCAUACCCUUCUGGGAGACCCUUGCCCCAUGCUGGAGUCCCCUGGUAUCCCCUGCCAAAGUGCCCAGAAUUCACUCUCCUGUACUUUGGGAGCCCUUGAGCCCUUCUGGGAAUUCCUUGUGCGAUCAGUUGAGACCAUCGAGGAAGACAGCAUGGAGGAGGACAGCAUGGAGGAGAGUGAGGAGUCCGGAUUCUGGGAGCCCCCGGUGCUGCCUAUGCUGACAUGGCCGGUGCUGCAGGCUCGCACAGGGCUGGUCUAUGACCAGCGGAUGAUGAGUCACUGCAACUUAUGGGACAACCACCAUCCCGAGACACCCCAGCGUAUCUUGCGUAUCAUGUGCCAUCUGGAAGAGUUGGGCCUUGCUGGACGCUGCCUCAACCUACCAGCACGACCUGCCACCGAUGCUGAGCUGCUCACUUGCCACAGUGCUGAGUAUGUGGAGCGUCUCCGGGCCACGCAGAAGAUGAAGACCCGGGAACUACAUCGUGAGGGUGCCAACUUUGACUCAAUCUACAUCUGCCCCAGCACCUUCACCUGCGCACAGCUUGCCACUGGCACCGUCUGCCGCCUGGUGGAGGCUGUGCUGGAAGGAGAGGUUUUGAAUGGCGUUGCCCUGGUACGCCCCCCAGGACACCAUGCUGAGCAGGAUGCCGCUUGUGGUUUCUGCUUUUUCAACUCUGUGGCCGUGGCUGCUCGCCAUGCCCAGGCCAUCAGUGGACGUGCCCUGCGGGUCCUGAUUGUGGAUUGGGACAUCCAUCAUGGUAAUGGGACUCAGCACAUUUUUGAGGAUGACCCCAGUGUGCUCUACAUAUCCCUGCACCGCUAUGAUCAGGGCACCUUCUUCCCCGUGGGGGAUGAGGGUGCCUGCAGCCAGAUAGGCCGGGCUGCAGGCACAGGUUUCACUGUCAACGUGGCCUGGAAUGGGUCCCGCAUAGGGGAUGCUGACUACCUGACGGCCUGGCAUCGUCUGGUGCUUCCCAUUGCAUACGAGUUUAACCCAGAACUGGUACUGGUCUCUGCGGGCUUUGAUGCUGCACGAGGAGACCCACUGGGGGGCUGCCAGGUGUCACCUGAGGGUUAUGCCCACCUCACCCACCUGCUGAUGGGCCUUGCUGGUGGCCGCAUUGUCCUUAUCCUAGAGGGUGGCUAUAACCUAACAUCCAUCUCGGAGUCUAUGGCUGCCUGCACCCGCUCCCUUCUUGGAGACCCACCACCCAUGCUGGCCCUGCUGCGGCCCCCACAAUCAGGGGCCCUGGCCUCAAUCACUGAGACCAUCCAGGUCCAUCGCAAAUACUGGCGCAGCCUGUGGGUCAUGAAGGUAGAAGACAAGGAGGGACUAUUCAGUUUUAAGUCGGCUACCAAGAAGCCACCUCGACCAGCUAAUCCUGGGCCAGCUGAGGGGAUGACCACACCAAAAAAGAAUGUUCUGGAAGCAGGCACGGGGAAGGCCACCUCAGCCCUAUCCGCAGGAGAGUCCAUUCCAGGCCAUACUGAAUCAGAGACAGCUGUGAUGUUCACUGAGGCCCAUUCCUCACAGGCAGCCACAAGGUUAGCCACGCUGUACCACACCACCUCAGAGGUGGGCAUGGGAGGAGCCAUGCUGGACCAGACCACCUGGGAAGCAGCCACAGGGGUAGCCACACCAGACCAGACCACCUCAGAGGAGUCUGUGGGCGGAACCUCACUGGACCAGACCACCUCAGAGGUUUCCCUGGGGGAAGCCAUGCUGGACAGUAUCAUUUCAGAGGAAGGAGACACGCUGAACCAGAACACCUCAGAGGAGGCUGUGAGGGCAGCCAAGCUGAUCCAAACUCCUCUAGCCUCAAGCAUAGAUAACCAGACGCCCCCAACCUCACCUGUGCCAGGAGCCAUAUCCCAGAUAUCCCCUAGUCAGCUGACUAGGAGUCUCAGAACCUUGAAACUAGGCGAUGAAGCUCAGAAGACCUCAGAAUCUCAGAUUCCGGAAGAGGAGGGCCUACUAGCAGAGGCAGCUGGAGGUCGGGAUGUGGAUGAUGUGACACUGAUGCAGGGAUCAGGGCACCUUGCUGACACUGACCAGGCCAUGUUUUAUGCUGUGACACCAAUGUCCUGGUGUCCCCAUUUGGUGGCAGUAUGCCCCAAACCCGCAACAGGCCUGAAUGUGACUCAACCUUGUCAAGACUGUGGAACACUCGAGGAAAAUUGGGUGUGUCUGUCUUGCUAUCAGGUCUACUGCAGCCGUUUCGUCAAUGCCCAUAUGAUCCAACACCAUGAAGCCUCUGGACACCCACUGGUCCUCAGCUACGUUGACCUGUCUGCCUGGUGUUACCUCUGCCAGGCCUAUGUCCACCACCAGGCUCUCCUAGAUGUGAAGAACACGGUCCACCAGAACAAGUUUGGGGAGGACAUGCCCCACCCACACUAAGUCCCAGAACGUGCUCCCUCUUCUCCACCUUCUGAGGCCCAAGACAGACCAGCCUUAGUUCAUUCCAAGCUCUACCUUGGAUGAGGGGGAGCCUCUCUCUCCAUCUCGACUUAAAUAUCCUUUGCAACUCCUCAAGGGUGCUUAUUUAAGUGUAUAUACCUUUAAAAAGACUGCGAUUAUCAGUUGUGGAUUUUCCCCUGCCCACUACCUGCUCAAGGGACAACACUACCCCACCCCACAAGGAAAAGAGGAGCUCAGUGGUUCCAAAGGGUUGCUGCAAUCACAAAGGCUAACAUUGGAGGAAGGGGGGAAUAACUGGCAGGUGUGGAGGGGUUGUGUAUGUAAUAAACUAUGAAGUUACAA
Molecule: messenger RNA, 4127 nt
Organism: Lepus europaeus (European hare)
Lineage: Eukaryota; Metazoa; Chordata; Mammalia; Lagomorpha; Leporidae
Gene: HDAC6
Product: histone deacetylase 6
Exons: 29
Coding region: 165-3764 (1199 amino acids)
Biological process (GO): chromatin organization
Cellular component (GO): histone deacetylase complex
Molecular function (GO): histone deacetylase activity; zinc ion binding
Source: RefSeq, a predicted model, not a curated record